AUGCUCACAAUCACAAUCAUCUCCGCCAUCUUGGCCUUCACUCCUAUCGCUCUCGCCAGCCCCGUGGAGAAGCGUGACCCAGGCAACUUCCGCCUCUUCGAGCACCACUACUUCCAGCAGCAAUGCGGACCCGAAGCCUGCACCGGCGGCAACGACCUCAACUCCAUCAGCAUGUACGUCCACGACGACUGCAACGGCGGUGGAUGCGAUGCCAAACCCGCUCCGAACCUCACUCCAGGCGAUAGCUUCUGCGACCUAGAGUUUACCGUCUGUGGUGAUCGCAUCAUGCGCCUUGUGAGCCGGGGGCCUGAUGAUUGCAAGGCUAUGAGUGACCUUAGCGAGGCGAAUAAUGGACAGGCGUAUGCGACGUUGGUGGAGGGUGAUACGGAUGUGGGGACUUGCUCGGUGGACUUUUCGGUGCAUAAGACUUGCAGUGUCUUUGCUGGAGGGUCGAACAAUGAUAGCCAGGUUUAUUGUGCUUUCUUUUAG
Molecule: messenger RNA, 489 nt
Organism: Alternaria postmessia
Lineage: Eukaryota; Fungi; Ascomycota; Dothideomycetes; Pleosporales; Pleosporaceae
Exons: 2
Coding region: 1-489 (162 amino acids)
Source: RefSeq, a predicted model, not a curated record